AUGGGAAGGAAGGUGCCGAAGAGCCCUGGACAGCUGGAAUGCCCGACCCUGCCCAAGAAGGGGCCUGCCCGCGGCCGUGAGAGCUCCAGACCACCAGUCUCAGCUGCCACUCAGUGCCUGGCCAAGACGCAGGGUCCGGCCUUCGAGGGCCGCGGGCACCGGGGACCUGCGUGGGCCUUUCCGCUGCGCUCCUCUGCGGGGCGCCCUCUCCCUGGCGCGCCUUUGAACCUGGCAUCGAAGCCGCCUGAUAGACACUUCGAACAAUCCGGGAGAGAAACAAAAAGAUCUCAGUUUGCCCGCAUAAACGCUGCGAAGUCACUCUGUUUCUUGGCUUCUCGUAAAGGUGGCCGGGGCCGUUUACACACCUGCGAACCUUAUGGCCAAAAGAUGGAGAAGUCUGUGCAGGCCUCCCCAUGUGCCUCGGAGAUGCUCACUGCAGGUUCUCUAUUGGAUGCCUUCACCUGCUUCAAAUGGGGUCCCCCCUUAGCGAUCAGAGGCACUGUCGGAGGAAAGAGCUCUUCCACCACCGCCGCCGCUGCCGCGGCCGCNGCCGCCGCCUUCGCGGACAAGUACAUGGAUACCGCCGGCCCAGCGGCCGAGGAGUUCAGCUCCCGCGCUAAGGAGUUCGCCUUCUACCACCAGGGCUACGCAGCCGGGCCUUACCACCACCAUCAGCCCAUGCCUGGCUACCUGGAUAUGCCAGUGGUGCCGGGCCUCGGGGGCCCCGGCGAGUCGCGCCACGAGCCCCUGGGUCUUCCCAUGGAAAGCUACCAGCCCUGGGCGCUGCCCAACGGCUGGAACGGCCAAAUGUACUGCCCCAAAGAGCAGGCGCAGCCUCCCCACCUCUGGAAGUCCACUCUGCCUGACGUCGUCUCCCAUCCCUCGGAUGCCAGCUCUUAUAGGAGGGGGAGAAAGAAGCGCGUGCCUUAUACCAAGGUGCAAUUAAAAGAACUUGAACGGGAAUACGCCACGAACAAAUUCAUUACUAAGGACAAACGGAGGCGGAUAUCAGCCACGACGAAUCUCUCUGAGCGGCAGGUCACAAUCUGGUUCCAGAACAGGAGGGUUAAAGAGAAAAAAGUCAUCAACAAACUGAAAACCACUAGUUAAUGGAUUAAAAAUGGAACAAGAAGGCAACUUGAAGAAACGCUUCAGAACUUGUUGCUUUGCCCAGAUAAUGAUAAUAAUGCUUAAUAAUAAUUGAAGAAUGGGAAAGAGAAAGAGACAGACACUGGCAUUUUGCUCUCCUGAAGGAGAUCUCUUUCUCUUUAAUGGAAUCUACAACUGUUUUAAAACUUUAAAAAAGGUAAAGACUGCCAGUUCUUUCGCCAACCCCACCAGCCCAGCCCGUUAAAUGUCAAACGUCAACCCCCAAAAUACGCAAUUUCAGAUAAGUUACACAGUUACUGAAAUCUUGUAAGUAUUUAUGUGAUCGUUAUAUUUUAGGACACUGCGUUAGAUGGUAAUAAUCUGGAAGUUGGUUACAAAAGCAAGAGGCCAUUGUAAACAUCUGCUUGUCCUUCUUAGGUCGCCAUUCCCUUUGCAUGUUAAGCGUCUGCUCAGGUAAAUCUUAGUGAAAUUCCUACCGUUGUUGUAUGUUCUGCAAAACAUUUUAUGUAUAGAUUUAGAGGGGAAACGAGAAGGUACUAAAAUAAUAAUCUUGGAAUAUUUGCUGUGAAGGGAAAACGGGAGAGAAAACUCUUCUGAGGAUCAUUUGUCUUGGUAGUAUAGUAAAACCAACCAGCUGAACCUUUCAGGCUACAAGAGAAACCGAGUUGGUAAUGUCCUUUUCAGAAUAAUUUUUAACUGCUUAUAACAAGCAUAUUUUGUGGCAUUUGGACUAUAUUUACUGCCCCAAUAUCCGUUAUUUUCCAAAGGAUUUGGUAUCUUUUUGAAAAUGUUUAAAUCAUCAGAUGAUCCGCAGAAUUCACUUUAUUUGAGAAAUCCCGAAAGUUUCCAUCCCAACAUGAUGGACUUCGGUUUGAACACAAUUCGUUUUUUCAUUUGAAUUGGCAUUUCACAAUAUUUGCUAAACAUUUGCUGGAGAAAUCAUUUUUCUUUUUUCUUUUUUAGAAAACUCAAAAUGAAAAUUCAUUCCCCUGAAAUAUUUAGGUGUCUUCAUUCUAUAUUUUGAUCUAUUAAGAGAUUAGUAUUUUUCCAUGUUUAUUGUUUUAUCAGACUGCAUUAGAAAGAUUAGUGAUUCAUCUUCACAGCACAUUUUUAAGCAGUUAUUUCAACCAGCACAUUCGUUUUGUUCAUAUUCACUAUAGAAUGAUAUCUUGUAAAUAAAGACACUCAGCACACUGUGAAAAUGUAUUUGUGCACCUGCUUUUUAAAUAUUUCUACUAAAAAUGAAAAAAAAAAAACUUAGACCUGUUGAUAGUGAUGUAGUGGUAUUAAUUCUGUUAAUAAAAUAGUCACUGCC
Mandrillus leucophaeus (drill) is the source of this 2425-nucleotide messenger RNA. RefSeq names its product homeobox A13 (gene HOXA13). Bases 1 to 1110 code for a protein of 369 amino acids. Lineage: Eukaryota; Metazoa; Chordata; Mammalia; Primates; Cercopithecidae. The record is from RefSeq and is a predicted model, not a curated record. Gene Ontology annotation, molecular function: RNA polymerase II cis-regulatory region sequence-specific DNA binding; DNA-binding transcription factor activity, RNA polymerase II-specific. The transcript is spliced from 5 exons. Gene Ontology annotation, biological process: regulation of transcription by RNA polymerase II.